Messenger RNA from Linum tenue, 2783 nucleotides. NCBI's taxonomy places the organism in Eukaryota, Viridiplantae, Streptophyta, Magnoliopsida, Malpighiales, Linaceae. The record is from the annotation of a GenBank genome assembly.
AUCCUCUCUCUCUCUCUCCUCUUCCAAAGCUUCUCUUCUUCUCCUUCUCCUCCAAUUCUCUCCUCUCUAAACCUCCAUUCGCCAAACCCCAAUAAAUAUUUUAUUUAAUUAAAAAAGCAACCCAGGCAGCAAAAGAAGCCAAAACGAGAGAAGGAGAGAGAAAGGGAAAGAGUAAAGGAGAAAGAAGAAGAAGAAGAGGAAGAGCUGAGUUUGCUCCUUCUCGGAAUUGCGAUUCCGUUCCCCUUACCCUGAUUUCAAUUUCGAAUUUCUCUAUUAUCCCUUCUUCGGUUUCUGUAAUGGAGCUCUUUCUCUUCCCUUCUCCUUUAGCUCUGUGAGAGAACAAAUAGUGUGCCUGGAGUUUGGGAGGAAUUGGCGGGGGACGACAAUUGGAUUCCUCCUUCCUCCUUCCUCUUGUUUGGUUUUGUGUUGUUUGUUGACAAGAGUUUUGUAGUUGAGAGGAGCAUGGGGCUCUGCACCUCCAAACCCUCCACGGACAGGAGCAUCCACGUCUCCUAUCCCCCAUCCGAGCCGCCGACCAACGCCGCGGCCGGCGACGGCGGAGCGGAGAGGCCGGAUGCGUCGAGCGCGGACGAGAGCUUGACCUCCGAUGAUCAGAGGAGGAAGGAGAGGACGGAGCUGGAGAAUGUCAAGAAGUCGCCGUUCUUCCCCUUCUACAGUCCCAGUCCAGCGCACUACUUCUUCUCGAAGAAGUCUCCGGCGAGAUCUCCGGCUCCGAAUGCUCCUACUGGGGGCAACACCACGCCCAAGAGGUUCUUCAAGCGACCCUUCCCCCCGCCGUCUCCGGCGAAGCACAUACGAGCUGUUCUGGCGAGGAGGCAUGGUUCGGUUAAGCCCAACGAGGCGUCGAUCCCCGAAGGGAGUGAGGCGGAUGGGAUGGCUGCCCUGGAUAAGAGCUUCGGAUUCUCUAAGCAUUUUGGGAACAAGUACGAGCUGGGAGAUGAGGUUGGGAGAGGCCAUUUCGGAUACACUUGCGCAGCUAAAUUCAAAAAGGGCGAGCUCAAAGGACAGCAGGUUGCCGUCAAGGUCAUCCCGAAAGUGAAGAUGACCACAGCAAUUGCAAUUGAGGAUGUGCGAAGGGAGGUCAAAAUAUUACGAGCACUGACUGGACAUAAUAACCUAGUGCAAUUCUAUGACGCAUACGAGGACAGUGAUAAUGUCUACAUUGUAAUGGAGUUGUGUGAAGGAGGAGAGCUUUUGGACAGAAUUCUUUCCAGGGGAGGGAAAUAUUCAGAGGAGGACGCAAAGACAGUAAUGAUACAAAUAUUAAACGUUGUUGCAUUUUGCCAUCUACAGGGUGUGGUACACCGGGAUCUUAAACCUGAGAAUUUCCUCUUCACUACCAAGGAUGAGAACUCGCAACUGAAGGCCAUAGACUUUGGUUUGUCCGACUUCGUUAAGCCAGAUGAGAGAUUGAAUGACAUUGUUGGCAGCGCUUAUUAUGUAGCUCCUGAAGUUCUACAUAGAGCUUAUGGUACGGAGGCUGAUGUAUGGAGUAUAGGUGUGAUUGCUUAUAUUCUAUUAUGUGGCAGCCGCCCAUUUUGGGCACGGACCGAAUCUGGAAUCUUUAGAGCUGUCCUAAAAGCCGAUCCAAGCUUCGAUGAAGCGCCUUGGCCAUCCAUGUCUCCUGAAGCCCGGGACUUUGUUAAACGACUACUGAAUAAAGAUCCUCGAAAAAGAAUUACUGCUGCCCAAGCCUUGAGUCAUCCAUGGAUUAAAAGCUCUAAUGAUGUUAUUAAAGUUCCCCUUGAUAUAAUAGUAUUCAAGCUGAUGAAGUCUUACAUGCGUUCGUCAUCUCUUCGUAAAGCCGCUUUGAAGGCGUUAUCUAAAACGUUGACUGUGGAUGAACUAUUCUUUUUGAAAGAGCAGUUUGCUUUGUUGGAACCAAGCAAGAAUGGGACAAUAAGUUUAGACAAUAUCAAAUCGGCAUUGAUGAAGCAUGCGACAGAUGCUAUGAAGGAAUCUCGGAUCCCUGAUUUCCUAGCAUCGCUGAAUGCACUCCAGUACAGAAGGAUGGACUUUGAAGAGUUCUGUGCAGCUGCAUUAAGUGUCCAUCAGCUAGAGGCUCUUGACAGGUGGGAGCAACACGCUCGUUGUGCCUACGAGCUUUUUGAUAAGGAUGGGAACAGGGCCAUUAUGAUUGAAGAACUGGCAUCGGAGCUUGGCCUCAGCCCAUCUGUCCCUGUCCACGCAGUUCUGCAUGAUUGGAUUAGGCACACCGACGGGAAGUUGAGCUUUCUGGGUUUUGUGAAGUUGUUGCAUGGUGUGUCUAGCCGGACGUUUGUGAAAGCUCAAUAGCAGCAGCAGCAGCAGUUACUGGAAAUGAAAAAUCCAACUCUCGAGUUCCUCCACAGGCACGGCGUGUUAUUUUUCCAUAAAACUCAGAACCUGGCUCUGGAGACAUUGCCUGGCACACCGACUGGUAAAUUUUCACUCUGCGAUUCAGGAAUCUGUUACAUGUGUUUGGGUAGUCGAUCUCUUUGCCAAAGAAAUUGGGGGGGUUGGUGUUUUGGAAGUUGCCAGUCAAUGUAAAGUUGUAGUUAAGAAAGUAAAAACAUAGGGGAAGUUUGUGUGUUAAGAAGAUCCUGCUGAAAGGAAAGGAAACCCUUAUUCACACCCUCACCACCAAGCCCAAUGUGUCCACCCAUCAUCAUGAUUUGUGAAGAGAAGUUUUAAUAUUCAUCAUUGCUUUGCUCUGCCGUUUUAGCACUGUUCUAGUCAACAAAGUGUAUUUGUCUCAGAUCCCUCUGGUCUCUCUCGCCCUC